AUGAGCACUGAAUCUCAUAAAUCAUCGCAGCCUCAGCAACCACAAAAUCUUGCAGAGCCCACCAAGAAAAUCAAGAGAAUUCGAAACACCGCCACCGGCAGCGGCGCAGCCAGUAACCACCCGGUGUACCAUGGCGUCCGAAUGCGCAGCUGGGGCAAAUGGGUGUCUGAAAUCCGGGAGCCCCGCAAGAAAUCCCGUAUAUGGCUUGGCACUUUUCCUACACCAGAAAUGGCAGCCAGGGCUCAUGAUGUAGCAGCCUUAAGCAUCAAAGGCAACUCAGCAAUCCUAAACUUCCCUGAACUCGCCGCUUUACUACCGCGGCCGGUGUCGCUUCGCCCACGUGACGUUCAAGAAGCCGCCACAAAAGCGGCAGCCAUGGAAAAAUUUGACUUAUCGCCACCAUCUUCGUCAACUACUUCAUCUUCACAUUCCUCAUUUUCAUCAUCUGAUUCUGGUGUAGAUUUGUCGACCAGUUCAGAAGAUUUGUGUGAGAUAAUUGAAUUGCCAAGUCUGGGAUCCUAUUUUGACUCUCUAGAACUGAAGAAUGAUGCUGUGUUUGUCGACAACUCGGUGGAUUAUGGGUGGUUGGAUUCUCCGCCUCCAUGGCUGAGCAGUGGUGCCGAUGAUGGUGGUGGAAUUCUUGAAUCUCUGCUGUGGAAUUAUUAA
Fraxinus pennsylvanica is the source of this 666-nucleotide messenger RNA. The record is from the annotation of a GenBank genome assembly. Lineage: Eukaryota; Viridiplantae; Streptophyta; Magnoliopsida; Lamiales; Oleaceae.